Linum trigynum is the source of this 5340-nucleotide messenger RNA. Lineage: Eukaryota; Viridiplantae; Streptophyta; Magnoliopsida; Malpighiales; Linaceae. The record is from the annotation of a GenBank genome assembly.
GAAGUUAGUGGAUUGAAGUCAAUAGUACCUGGACAUGAUUCUAAUUCAACUCCGUCUACACCAUCAGUGUCAUAACCUCACUCGAUAACUAAAUCUAAGGCUAGCAUUGAAUAUAAUAAAAGUGAGUUCGAUCUGAGCUCUUUGAAAGCUGAUCCAAAAUUAAGAUAACAACUAUCAAUAUUUAAUCGCAAUGCUCACGAUACUUUUAGAAGAUACUAUCUUCAAAAAGAUGUUUGUCAACCUGGUCAUGAUUUUACAUCUAUAGCUAUUGGAGGAAAUCUUUGUAGCUUUAAAUCUUCUUGGUAUAAGAUAUAUCAUUGAUUGAAAUACAAUAUUGGGAAAAAUGAUGCUUGCAUUUUUAUUUAUUUAGGGGCAGUGAUAGCAAGCAAGGUGGAGGUGCUUCAUUUAUUUCUAAGGGUUUUGAAAAUUGGAACAGAGCAUAUGCAGGUUUUGAUAAGCAUAUUGGUCAUGUCGAUAGUGAGCAAAAUAAGGCUAUGAGAAAAUGUGAAGACUUGUUGAAUCAAUCACAAAUCAUUGGAGUAUCCCUAUGUAAACAGUCAAAUGAGGCAAAGGUGGAUUACAGAACUCGUUUGCAAGCUUCGAUUGACUGCAUUAGACAUUGUGUACGCUAAGGUCAUGCACUUUAUGGUCAUGAUGAAUCUGACAAAGAAUAGAGGAAGUUUUAUUGAACUUCUGAAAUUUCAUGUUCGAGGUAAAGAUGAUAUGGAGUGCAUUGUGAUGAAUGAUGCUCCAAAAAAUCUCCAGAUGGCUUCCCCAGAUAUACAAAAAGGAUAUUAUCGAUGCAACUGCAACUGAAAUAACGAAGGAAAUCAUACGUGACAUUGUAAAUGAUGUUUUUUUUCCAUUUUGGUGGAUGAAACUCGUAAUACAUUUAUCAAAGAGAUUAUGACUAUAUGUGUUGUGCUAUGUAAAUCAAGAGGGAUAUGUGAUGGAGAUAUUUCUUGGGAUUUUUCAUGUCGCAGGUACUAAGGGGACAAGGUUAUGAUACCGGUAGCAAUAUGAGUGGGGAAAUUAAUGGCCUCAAAACUUUACUUUUGGCAGAAAAUUCAUCUGCUUAUUAUUUUUAUUGCUUUGCCCAUCAGCUUCAGCUAAUGCUUGUUACAGUUACAAGCAUCAUGGUGAUAUUAGUGGCUUCUUCAAGGGUGUGAAUGACUUGAUCAAAUUGGUAGGGGAAUCUUGUAAUCGAAUGGAAAAUAUUCGACAUUGUCAAGCUGCUAAAGUAGAUGAGGCUUUUAUCAUGGUGAACUUGAGAGUGGACGAGGAUCGAAUCAGGAAGUUGCUCUCAAAAGGCCUUGUGAUACUCAUUGUAGAUCACAUUUUGACAUACUUCUAAACUUGACUGGUGUAUUUGAUUCGAGCCUAAUUGUACACUUUUUAUCCCCGAUUCACUUUGACGUUUGUUGUAAUUGAACUCCAAAAAGGUUGGUUUUACGCGAGGUUGCUUGUGUUUUAGUGUGUUUCAGAUUCUAACAGGUAAAACCAAACCUGGAGUCAAAAGUUGAUAGAAAAGGAGUAAUGAUCGGGCAAAGAGGUGGAGAAAGUCGCUGUUCACGGCCUUGCAUUGGAGUUCACGGUCUCACAAGGCUAUGAACUGGAGCCAGAAUCUGUGAACCGAGGAGCAAAUAGAGGGGGUUUUAGGUUACCGACACCCAGGCAGUUCACGAUCGCUUAGACCGUGAAUAGAGGCCACUGAACGUGAACCUGAGCAAAUGAAGCGGUGCGUUUUGGUCGCAGCACUAAAUUCAUGGAGGCGUUUCAAUGUUCACAACCGUGAACUAAGGCUGUGAAUUGUGCGUGAUCUCCAUUUAAAAGACUUGCUGAAAGGAAGAAUACAAGGGAGAGAGACCUAGAGUUAGAAACUUCUCCUUCUUCAGAUUUUAGAGUGAGAAAGUGAUAAACCAAAGAAGAGGAAAAGUUAGGGUUUCUUCUCCAAGCAAGGUUUUGGGAAUUUCUUCCCCAAAGGAGGAUUUCUUCAGCACAAGGACCAAGGAUUGCAUCUUCUUGAUGGUUUCCCUUUCCCUCUCUUGUGUUUUCCCUUCUCCUAGCAUGGAGUAGUCCUUUCUUUCACUUGGGUGUUUGUAAACCCUAGCUACAAUUAUGUGAAUGCUUGUAUGAAUUGAAUAAUUUGUGUGUGGUUGUGUUUUAAUAUGAAUGUGGAGGUAUUAUUCAGAAAUGAUUGUGUUAUGUGAAAGCCUAUCUAUCUAAUUGCCAUUCUAACCUAGCUUAGAGAGGAGACCUCCUUAGGUUAGGAGGCUGAUUGGGUGUUCUUGGGCAUUUCAUGCCUCCUAGGCUAGUUUAGAGAGGAAACAUCCUUUACCAAAGAGGCUAUGUUUCCUUGGGCAUUCGAUGCCUCCUAAACUAGUUUAGAGAGAACCCUCCUUAACCUAAGAGGCUCAUUUCGAGAUGGGUUUCCUUGGGUAUUCAAUGCCUCCUAAGCUAGUUUAGAGAGAACCCUCAUUGACUUAAGAGGCUCUAUUAGAGAUGGGUUUCCUUGGGCAUUCUAUGCCUCCUAUUCUAGGUUAGUUAAAGGGAAAACCUCCUAAUUCGCAUUAGCACUUAGGGAUUGGUUGUGGGUGGUCGUCCGAACUCCAAUUCAAGGGUGAAGUCUAACUGUUCCUUAGUUGAUAGGUUGAGAGGGUCACUUUAGUGGCUUGGAUCGUAUCCCAUUCCUCAACCUAGAGGCUAAGAGGGUAGCUUCGGUUGUUUGUUAGACUUCCUUGCAGUUUAUGACCCCCUAACCACACACGGUCGUUCGAUUCUUCAGGUCAUAAUUGUUAGCUAGGGGGAGCAACGCCCACGUGAAGCUUUCUCAACUAGAGUUAAAUCCAUUUUACCUUUACAAAGCUAUUUAGUUUUAGACCAUUGUUUUCACCAAAACCAAUCCGCUAGAUAAUGUUUCAAACAUUCGAAGUAGCAGACGUGGACCGACCCGAGUCGAUAUUUAAACAUACUUGCCCUAUAUUGCACCAAUCUAAGGUCUAUACUGGGACCUUAGGUGGGAUUUUAUUUUGAUAGUCAGAGCGAGUCAAGUUUUUGGCGUCGUUGCCGGGGACCUCUGUCCGUUAUCGUGAAAAGUUUGCUUGGUGUUAAUCUAGUUUUUAAUUUCUGUUUUUGUUAAGUUGUGAUGUUUUUGCUUGUACUAGAUGUGUUGUGCUCUUUAAGUGUGUGUAGGGAGGUGUAUGACCCGGAGCAAUCCGUUGCAUUUAACACCACUGGAUGAGGACAUCAACCGAACCCUCCGACUUCUAGCUCGAGAGAGGGAGCAAGCGGAGGCAAGAAGAAGAAGUGAAGAAAGGGGACAACAAGUUGGUCACAGAAUUGAAGUAAUUGAAGGAGGAGUUGAAGUUGAGAUGACAGGAAAUCAACAUCGAGAGGCUAAUCCGCUUCCAAACCCAACUGGAGAAGCGGAAGUCGAGAAAGUGCCAAUGACUAUGGGCUAUUACAUGGAUCCACGGGCGGCGGAUAUCCAAUCUCCCAUCUUACAUCCACCCGUGGCCGCCAACAACUUUGAGAUCAAGCCCUCUCUCAUGACGAUGAUUCAACAAUAUGCUUACUUCCACGGGCUAGCCCAUGAAUCACCACGAGAGCAUGUCCAAAGGUUUCUUGAGCUAUCGGGAAGCUUGAAGAUAAUUGGCGUCCCCGAGGAGGCAUUGCUAUUGAAGCUCUUCCCCUAUUCUUUGGCGGGGAAGGCACUCUAAUGGCUCAACAACCAUCCGGCUCUAUCUAUCACCUCUUGGAAUGAUCUCCUCAACAAGUUCAUGACCCAAUAUUGUCCUCCUUCCAAGACGGCCGAGUGGAGGAAGAAAAUCACUCACAUUGAGCAAGAGAAGGAUGAGACAUUGAGGGAUGCAUGGAAAAGAUUCUCCGACUACUUCCUCCAAUGCCUCACCAUGGAUUCAAGGAGCAAUUUCGGAUAGAAACUUCUAUGGAGGACUCAUUCAAGAUGACAAGAUCCUCAUUGACUCUCUUUGCCAAGGGAGUUUGCUGAACAUGACCCCUCCUCAAGUGACUGAGUUGCUAGAAGAUAUGGCUCUUAAGGGAUAUGAUUGGGGCUUGACAAGAAGUGGGAAGAGAAGCACCGAUCGAGGAGUAUGAAAUGUGAGAGCAAGUGCUCCACUUGAAGCGAAGCUUGACAAGUUGAUCAAGGUGAUCUUUGAGGAUAAGAAGCAAGGGAAGAGAGCAGUGAUGUCUUGUGAUUGGUGUUUAAGCACCAAUCACGAAAUUGUGGAUUGCCAAGCGAUGAAGGAGUCGAGUACCCUCGAGGAGCAAGUGUGCUUCAUUACCAAUGCUAGAGGGAACAACCCUUAUAGUAACACCUACAACCCCGGGUGUCGUAAUCAUCCAAACUUCGCUUGGUCUUCCCCUACCAAUCCAAGACCUCCCGGUUUCCAAAGUCCAACAGGCAACUACCAACCUCGGCCAAUAUUCAUCCAACAAAGGCCUCAAUUCCAAAACUCGAACUUCCAACAAACAUAACAAGCACAAGGAGGUCAAGAGUUUCAACAACAACAACAAGUAGAUAAGUUCUCUAAACUUGAAGACCUUGUGAACGCCUCGGUGGAGAUGCUUUGAAAGCUCCACCUCAAUACCCUUCCUUGAAGCGAUGGCCCACAUGCCAAGGUAUUCGAGAUACCUCAAGGGGUGUCUCUCUAAGAAGCCAAAGUUCGAAGACCUCGCCAAUGUCACCCUAGGCGAGUAGUGCUCAGCCUUCAUCCUCAACAAGCUGCCCAAGAAGCAACCCAAAAUGCGACCAAGUGUAAUCGUAGUCCGGAAAUGCAGUAAAGUGGCAAGCUCUAAUUGUCAACCCGGGGUCUAGAUCUACUGCCUACUCCGUGAUUAUCUAUUAUCUAGCAAACUAAGUCGAGUGAUUGUGAUUUUAAGUAAAAGCAGUAAGAAAGCAGGAAAUGGUUCAAAGUUCUUUAGCAAAGGAACAGUCACUCGGGAAUGAGUCCCUCUAGCUCCUUAGUUAGGUCAAGGUUGUAAUUACCCUGGGUAGAUUAACUGUUGAUUAAACUGCGGAAGAUCCGACAGUAGCUUGCAAUCUCUUAAGUUGACAAAGCCCUCUCAGGCAGGCUAACCGGCAGGCGACUAACCUUCACCGGGAUAGACUGCUGAGGCAAUAAGCAUAGAACUCCACUACUGGAAUUGGGUUCCAGUACAAAGCAGUAAAUCGAUUAACUCUCGUAUAACUAAUCUAUCACUACCGAUUGAUGAAGCUCUAACAACCUAAUUAGAUUCUAUCUAUCUUAGGUUGCAGCAGAAAUCAAGAAAAGAUGGCUAGGCUUCAAUUGACUCAAUGAAUAAUGCAUCAAUCGAUUA